Hypomesus transpacificus is the source of this 1295-nucleotide messenger RNA. Its product is annotated as P2Y purinoceptor 13-like. The coding region runs from base 7 to 1050 and encodes 347 amino acids. Gene Ontology annotation, cellular component: membrane. Gene Ontology annotation, biological process: negative regulation of adenylate cyclase activity; G protein-coupled receptor signaling pathway. Lineage: Eukaryota; Metazoa; Chordata; Actinopteri; Osmeriformes; Osmeridae. Gene Ontology annotation, molecular function: G protein-coupled purinergic nucleotide receptor activity. The record is from RefSeq and is a predicted model, not a curated record. The transcript is spliced from 2 exons.
CUCUGUAUGUUAACGACACCAUCUCUCUCAGUCUGCCCUGGAGGUUACCAGCAAGGUCCGACAAUGGAACUGAACCUCACGGCUCUGAACUGCAUGGUCUCUGCCAGCGAUGUCCAGGACGUGGUUCUCCCCUGCCUGUUCUUCCUGAUGUUCCCUCUGGCCCUGCUCCUUAACGGCAUGGCAGCCUGGGUCUCCCUCCACCUGCCCUCCUCCAACACCUUCAUCAUCUACCUGAAGAACCUGGUGGCAGCCGACCUCCUCAUGACCUUGACCUUUCCCCUGAAGGCGGCCAGCAAUCUCCCCACAGCCGCGCUGGGCCUGAAGGUCUUCACCUGCCGCUUCUCAGACGUCGUGUUCUUCAAGAGCAUGUACAUGAGCAUCACCCUGCUGGGCCUCAUCAGCCUGGAUCGCUUCUUCAAGGUGGUGCGGCCCAGAGGCAGGCUGUUGGGUCAGAACCUGCUCUUCAGCAGGCUGGUGUGUGGGGCGGCCUGGGUGGUGUUAUUUGGAGGAAUAGCGAUUCCGACCAUGAUUCUGACAGACCAGGAACUCACCAACGCCACGGGGUACUCCUGUAUGUCUCUGAAGAGCGUGGCUGGCCAGAAUCUACACAAGUAUUCAGGUUUCUUCAACAACAUCCUGUUCUGGUCUGUCAGCGUGCUGGUGGUGUUCUGCUAUGUCUGCAUCACCAAUAAGGUCCUCCAGUCCUUCAGGGACUCUGGCAGCAACAACAGCCAGGGCCAGAAGAAGACCAAGCUCCGCGUCUUCCUGGUUCUGAUGGUCUUCUUUGUGUGUUUCGUCCCCUACCACGUGGUGAGGGUCCCCUACAUCUUGGUUCAGACCCAGACCCUGGACCGCUGCACCGACGCCUGGAUCCCCAUCGCUAACAAGAUCACCCUAUGGCUGUCCACAACCAACAUCUGCCUGGACCCCCUGCUCUACGUCUUCCUCUGCAGGGAGUUCAGAGAGAAACUGGUCGCCAUGAUGGUUCUGGGGAGGAAAACGUCAGGCAUCACAGAAGACUCCUCACAGCAGAAAUCUCCACAGGGCUAGAUGUUCUGUGAUCAUUGGUCCACCACGACGCUGCAUGUUGUGUUGAGUUGCUUUGUUCAUUUGCAGGGAGAUCCUUAGCUUUGUAACGCCCUCAGCAACAGCCGUGUCAUUGGAGUUGGUUGUUUCAGUGAAAAAUUGAGUUUUAGGACUGUUGACAAAGAAGAAAACUGUGUUGUGUCAUUUAUUUUACUUGAAAUUAUGUUUAUUAGCCAAACCCAACACUAAUGUUAUGUUUUGAAACAUAA